Messenger RNA from Phacochoerus africanus (Common warthog), 1732 nucleotides. It is a transcript of the gene TMEM101, whose product is annotated as transmembrane protein 101. Gene Ontology annotation, biological process: positive regulation of canonical NF-kappaB signal transduction. NCBI's taxonomy places the organism in Eukaryota, Metazoa, Chordata, Mammalia, Artiodactyla, Suidae. The record is from RefSeq and is a predicted model, not a curated record. Bases 242 to 1015 code for a protein of 257 amino acids. The transcript has 4 exons.
UUUCUACUCUAAUUUUCAAUUUUACAGCUACACGAAGGGGCCCUUAAGCCUCAGUGGGCAGAAGUUAAGGCUGAACCCCGCAGCUAGAACACUUCCCUCGGUCCAGAACUAGAAAAAGAGAGCUUUGUUUCCCGACGGAAGGGGAAAGAAAACCCUCGCGAGGCCCGGAAGUUGCGCGUUGCAUUGCCCUCACCCACCUCCCUGGCCGGGGUGAGGCCGCGGCGGACUGCCCUUCUUCAAGAUGGCGUCGAAGAUGGGUUCGCGACGGUGGAUGCUGCAGCUGAUCAUGCAGCUGGGUUCCGUGUUGCUCACACGCUGCCCCUUCUGGGGCUGCUUCAGCCAGCUCAUGCUGUACGCUGAGAGGGCCGAGGCGCGCCGGAAGCCCGACAUCCCAGUGCCCUACCUGUACUUCGACAUGGGGGCGGCCGUGCUGUGCGCUAGCUUCAUGUCCUUUGGAGUGAAGCGGCGCUGGUUCGCGCUGGGAGCCGCACUCCAGCUGGCCGUUAGCACCUACGCCGCCUACAUCGGGGGCUACGUCCACUACGGGGACUGGCUGAAGGUCCGCAUGUACUCGCGCACAGUUGCCAUCAUCGGCGGCUUUCUUGUGCUGGCCAGCGGCGCCGGGGAGCUGUACCGUCGGAAACCCCGCAGCCGUUCCCUUCAGUCCACCGGCCAGGUCUUCCUGGGCAUCUACCUCAUCUGUGUGGCCUACUCCCUGCAGCACAGCAAGGAGGACCGGCUGGCGUAUCUGAACCAUCUCCCAGGAGGGGAGCUGAUGAUCCAGCUCUUCUUCGUGCUGUAUGGCGUCCUGGCACUGGCCUUCCUGUCAGGCUACUACGUGACCCUGGCUGCCCAGAUCUUGGCUGUACUACUGCCCCCGGUCAUGCUGCUCAUUGAUGGCAAUGUUGCCUACUGGCACAGCACCCGGCGCGUUGAGUUCUGGAACCAGAUGAAGCUCCUUGGAGAGAGUGUGGGCAUCUUCGGGACCGCCAUCAUCCUGGCCACUGACGGCUGAGUUGCACAGCAGAGCGGGAGGCUGCAAUGGGCAUGCGGAGCCACAAGGGCCACCCUAGCUUCCUCCUUGCUGGCCCAGUUAGGUUUAUUUAUGCUUUUUGGUCUGUUCGUUUGACCCUGUGUGUUGUGUGUGUGCACGCGCGCGUGUUGGUUGGAGGCAGGUCUCUUCCCCAGUUCCUGGGCUUGGGCCUUGGUUUGGGGGCGGGGGGAGCCCUGGUGACUGUGCUUUACGGGUUUCUUUUUCCUGUUUGUUACGAGAGCUGGGGCCAGCUGUGCGCCUGGGUCUCCUGUCCCAGGGACGGGAGUAAGGCUGGACGAGGGUGGGGGUACCCAGGGUGGGAGCCAGUGGAAGGGAGACCGAGAACCAGCAGUGAGCCAAUGUGAAGAAUUCCUUUUCGAAAGCUGCAGAUGCAGGGAGGCUUUGCAGUGCUUUUCGGGGACUGAGAGUGAGUGCGGGUGUGGACACGUGGACCAGGCCCGGGGGAGCAGAGGGGCCAGGCACCGCGGAAGUCGUGGGCUCUCAGGGUACUCCAGGGGCAGAAACAGCACUAGCUGUCACCCCCUUUGAGGGCAGAACAGGCCCCCUGUCCACUCCGGGCUGUGGGGCAGGCAGCAGCCAACUUCCUGCCUCUGGCCUUCUGUUUCCAGCCCGGUGGGGGUGGGCACCCUCCCAAACACCAGACCACACAGUCCUCCAAAAAUAAACAUUUUAUAUAGA